AUGUCCUCCACCUCCACUGCAUCCUCGGUAGUGUCGCCUGCGGGUGCUGCAGCAGCGAUGUUUUCCGGCGGAGCGUUCAAUACACCUUCCUUAGGUGGAGGUCUCGGAUCUGCCAUUACUAGUGCCAGUUCGAGUGGUGCCGGUACUGCUGCCGCUUCUACCAGCUCCGGUGGAAGUAUGUACGACAAGAAAACCAUGUCGUCCUGUCGGUAUCAGCAGGAAAAGGCCGCUGCAACACCGCAGAUAAGCUCAUCCUCGAUCGCCGACUACUACUCCGAGAGUGGAUCGGGCGUUGGAGGAAGCGCUGCUGCAGCAGUAGCGGCGGCGGCAGCUGCAGCCGCCGCUGCCGGCCGCAUGCUAGGUCACGGAUCGUCCAUUGUACCCCCCUCCGUUUAUUCGUCAUUCCAAGAGUCGGCCCUAGUGGCAGCUGCUGCGGCGGCACAACAUCAACAUCAUGCGCACCAUGCGCAUCACCAGCAAGCGCAGCCACAGCAGAACCAUCUGCCAUCGCAGCAGGUUGCAAUUAACAACAGCUUAUUCUCACCGCACUUUGCAACGGGGUCACCGUAUCACCAUCCACCGAUGCAGGUUGGUAGUGGCGCAGGCGGUGGUGGCACCAGCAUUAGUGCGUACGAAACAAGCACAGCUGCCCGAUCGUGCGCGUUACCUUCACCUACCAUUUAUCCACCGACUCCGCCACCAUCUGCCCCGUGGAUCCAUCCCUGGUAUGGAGGGGAUACGUUUUAG
This is a messenger RNA of Anopheles funestus (African malaria mosquito), 747 nucleotides long. RefSeq names its product antifreeze protein Maxi-like. The transcript has a single exon. Lineage: Eukaryota; Metazoa; Arthropoda; Insecta; Diptera; Culicidae. The record is from RefSeq and is a predicted model, not a curated record. Bases 1 to 747 code for a protein of 248 amino acids.